UGCUGACACUGUAGUCUGAGUUACCUUCAAAGCAAAAGCUUGAGAAUCGACGGAGUACCUUGGUAAUUUAAUAUGAAUAGGUACAUGAUCCACAACUAUCAAUCAAGUCAGCAAAUCGCCCAAGUUGUUUACACUUGCAUCAUAUAAAUUGGCCGGUGGUGGAGUGACUAUGCGGACGGGUAUUUGGGUGAAUCGUGUUCUUGUUAACAAUGGGCUCCUUGUUUUCUAAGAACAGUGCCUGGCGGCGAUGCCGUCACUGCGACCGUAAUGUUAAGUUGUUCGAGCGAACGUGCUGCCUGUGCGCGGCGGCGGGCAAGAGGAUGGAGCCGCCGGCGCGCGGCAGCGACAAGCCGCUGUUCGGCGAGUACCUCUGCAUCACCUGCGAGAUCGUGUGGACCAGCCACCUGUGCUGGCCCUGCCACUACCAAGCCUGCAAGAGCUGCCACCAGCUCGUCUACCCCCACAGCUGGCGCGAUCUUACAGCAGCGGAAAUAGGACGAGAAGCCAGGACUAAGGACCACCAGAGAGAAUACUGCCAGAAGUGCCUGGAGGUUGGCUACUACUGUGGAGACUACGCUAGGCUCUAUGGCAAAUUCUAAUAGACCGUUCUACGCUGGUGCCUCGGCCGAAAAAAAACGUCUUGAACUGUCAGCGCCAACCGCCAUAGAUCAAACGCGGCCGCAAGGCUCCUCCGCAUCCGCCACCACGAGGCGCCCACGGGACCGACAAGCAACAACCUCUCGCUGCUUCGCGCCUCGCCCCGCUCAAACAAGACUCGCAGCGCGAAACACAGACCCCGUCCGUAUGCAACAAGCGUUGUAAAUAAAACCUUUCAAAUUAAACACCUUUCUAACAA
Molecule: messenger RNA, 856 nt
Organism: Cydia strobilella
Lineage: Eukaryota; Metazoa; Arthropoda; Insecta; Lepidoptera; Tortricidae
Product: zinc finger CCHC domain-containing protein 24-like
Exons: 4
Coding region: 210-599 (129 amino acids)
Source: RefSeq, a predicted model, not a curated record